AUGUCAUCGAGCCCAAUAACGUCAAUGGGAAUAUUUUAUACGGAAAAAACACUGAAAUGUGAAUUGUACUUCAUUGAUCCCUAUGGAAAACAGAGUUUCGAAUAUAAGGAAACAAGGAAAAGAAACGAUUUUUUGAAAAAUUUCGUUGAAGACCUGGAAGAAAUAAUCAAUAAUCAAAAAUCUCUCGUCGAUUCCCUCAAAAUCAAAUACAGCGGACUUGAGGAAAACUAUAAAAAGAACAAGUUGGACCCAGUGAUUCACCAGAUAUUCAAGUGUCUGGAAUCGAGAAAAGAACUUCUUCAAGUCAAAAGACUAUCGAUCGAUGCAGUUGAUAUGAGUCAGGCAAUGACAGUCGUCAAGUUAUUAGAUCCAUCGGUUUUGAAGAAAGCCGAAUUUUGUUUUGAAAAUAGAGAUGACGAAAUUGAUAUGGCGGAUGCUCUGGCUUUGGUAAAAUGGAAUGAAGGACAACGGAUGAAAUUGGUUUUCAAAUUACACACGAUGCGCCCAGAAUGUUUGGAAUUAAUGAAAAAAUUUUUUCUACAUCGAACAACUUUCACUGAGAUCUUCAUUUAUUACAAACACAGUGCCCAUGAUAAUGCGGGUUUGAAAGCAAUUAUUGGUUUUCCAAUGCAACACGAAACUCCCAACUCGACGGAGAAGUUUAUCAAGUUCCGACUGUCACAUAGACUUUUGUUAUCUGCUGGUUUUGUGAAGUUAACACUCAGCAACGAUUUAUCUGCAAAGGUACUGGGGAACCCAUUGAUUAUGAAACGUGUCAUUCGAUCUUUUCAGUUUUGGGAUGUCCAACGACUCCGUAAAACGUCUCGUGGAAUCAGGAGCUGCGUUGACUUCCUCAAACCCGUUACCCACAUUCAUGAAUAUAAUGUUUAUUUCUCAAGUGAUAUUCAUCCAAGUGCAUGUAUUAGAUCUGGAGGAUGUUACAGUACAAGGAGCUGGUUAUACGGAAAAUAUGAAACUUCUGAGGACAGGAAUGUAUUGUGUCAGAAGGCACAAGAUCAAGUUUUGAAUGAUUUUGAGAUCAACUUGGGUCGUCAGAAUACGUGUUUAGAAGAGUUGAAAUUCAUAUUCUCGUAUAUUGACACUCUUCAAAAGGAGGAACCAAGCAUUGAAGAAUUCGAGCGUGUCAAUCAACUUACCAUUCAAUUUUUGGGGAAACUUAAAGAAAUUCUAUCAGCAAGAAGUCAGUUACUAAAAGUGAAAGUGUUGGAAUUGUUAUGUUGUACUGACGACAAUUUGAUGCAAAUCCUUCCGUACCUUGACCCAAAAUGCUUGAAAAAAAUUAAACUGAACGAUCCGCGAUCGGAAUAUGAAAGACUCGAUGACAGGGUUAAUUAUUUAGAGUCCAUGUUGAAACCGUUUGUAUUGGACGAGAUAUGUCAACUGGAACAGUGGAAGAACGCGACGGAACUGAAGAUUCGAUCACAGCCGAUAUCCACUUCAAUUCAAAAAAUGAAUCUCACUGAAUUCUCAACAGUUUGGAUAGACGUGGAGACAAUUAGUUCAGAAGAUGUGUUAUAUCUUAAAGAUCAUCUUCUACUAUCGACCACUUUCCGAAGAUUCAUUAUUGACUUCAAAAACACAACAAUUGACUACGAAACUCUUCACGGACUAAUUGGGCCACCGCAUCGGAUCUUCAGUGAGACUUCUCGUAUCUGGUUUUUCCAAAUGGAAGUGAAUAGUCAAUUUUUGAAAGUUAGCUUGAAAAGAAGGUGUCUUCAAUUUUAUCUUGCUGACUACAUAAGACAAUACAGAUAG
Messenger RNA from Caenorhabditis remanei, 1776 nucleotides. RefSeq lists its product as uncharacterized. The transcript is spliced from 5 exons. The record is from RefSeq and is a predicted model, not a curated record. Lineage: Eukaryota; Metazoa; Nematoda; Chromadorea; Rhabditida; Rhabditidae. Gene Ontology annotation, biological process: innate immune response. Bases 1 to 1776 code for a protein of 591 amino acids.